AUGACCUGGACUUCGAAUCCGAGUUCUGCGUGUUCGAGGAGAAAGCGGUCCGUGAAUGGCCUGCCCCUCGUCGUCCUGCAGAUUAUCUACCACCACAUGCUUCUGGCGGAGCUGCCGUUCCUCAUGGAGUUCGUUCUGGUGGAGCGCGGGAUGCAGAAGGUGACGCUGAUCGCGACCCCCGUGGUGAUACUUCUUCUCCUGCUGAGGCCGCUGUCUCAGACCUGGCCGAGGCAUCUGAUGGAGCCGGUCUGCGUGAGCAUGCUCGCGCUGGUGCGGCCGCUGCUGCUGGUGGCGUUCAUCUUCUUCCUCCUGGUGCUUUCGAUCCACACGGUGAUGGAGAUGCUCAGCGCGAUCUUCGGCUGGGUCUUCAGGGAGCUGCGGCUGCUGACCUGCGUGCUGGUGCAGACGUCGCUGCUGUUUGCACGGGGCAAGCGCCCGCUGCUUCUGGUUGCGGCUCUCUGCCUCUACAUGGUGAUGGUUCUUACUCUGGCGCCCCUGGCGCUGCCUCGGCUUUGUCCGCCGAAUGUGACGGCCCCGAGCUCAACGAGGACUUUGCCGAAGCCGUUCUGCGUGAGCAUGUUUGUGCUGAGGCUUCGCCGUCCAAGGCUGUCGAUUUCCACUGCUUGA
This is a messenger RNA of Prorocentrum cordatum, 627 nucleotides long. The record is from the annotation of a GenBank genome assembly. Lineage: Eukaryota; Dinophyceae; Prorocentrales; Prorocentraceae.